This is a messenger RNA of Danio rerio (zebrafish), 2006 nucleotides long. RefSeq names its product adiponectin receptor 1a (gene adipor1a). NCBI's taxonomy places the organism in Eukaryota, Metazoa, Chordata, Actinopteri, Cypriniformes, Danionidae. Gene Ontology annotation, cellular component: membrane. The record is from RefSeq and is marked validated.
GUGGGGGUUUUAGCAAACACUGUGCGCUACCGCAGUUGUCCAGCGGGCGGCGCCACCGCGUGUUAUAUCAAAGACAACAGAGAGCCAGUUUGAACUCGCCGUCUGACAUACAGCAGCUUUCAACUCUUUAUUUCUCCAUCCUGCUGGUGUUUGGUGGCCAUCCGGAAGAGAUCACAUUUCUAUAACAACAGAUCUGGAUAUCAGACUGAAUGCAAUUUCAUAGAGAGGCAAACAUCAGGAGGCUGGUUUAGACCUGCCUGUGUUCAAAGCUCCUGCUAGAGGGAACUGAAGUGGAGGCUUCAGAGGUCUGGGACGGGUCACAGGGCAGUCUACUGAUGUCAGGCCAAAUCAGGUCUGCCAGUCAUGCAGACUGCCGGGUCACAGAGGAAUGCCACGUUCCAGCCGACGUGGAGCUGAUGGAACUCGGGCCCCUGCUGGAAGAAAAUGGCCCCAUGGGGGCCAAAGGACUCCAGUCAGAGGGAGCAGGUGCUCUUGCUGAUGAUGAAGAGGAGGAUGAAGAAGUUGGAGAAGUUCUGACUCUGCCACUGCAGGCUCACCACGCAAUGGAGAAGAUGGAGGAGUUUGUGCAUAAGGUUUGGGAAGGGCGUUGGAGGGUCAUUCCCUUUCACGUUCUGCCAGAGUGGCUAAAAGACAACGACUACCUCCUGCACGGUCACCGGCCCCCCAUGCCCUCCUUCCGUGCCUGUUUUGGGAGCAUUUUCAGGAUCCACACAGAGACCGGGAAUAUCUGGACUCAUUUGUUGGGGUUAAUCUUAUUUUUGUGCCUGGGCACACUUACCAUGCUGAGGCCCAAUAUGUACUUCAUGGCCCCGUUGCAGGAGAAAGUGGUGUUCGGGAUGUUCUUCUUGGGUGCAGUGCUGUGCCUCAGCUUCUCCUGGUUAUUUCACACUGUCUACUGCCAUUCUGAGAAAGUCUCACGCACUUUCUCCAAACUGGACUACUCCGGCAUUGCUCUGCUGAUCAUGGGCUCUUUUGUACCCUGGCUUUACUACUCGUUCUACUGCUCUCCUCAGCCGCGUCUCAUCUACCUCACAAUCGUCUGUGUGUUGGGCAUCGCCGCUAUAAUCGUCGCCCAGUGGGAUCGUUUCUCCACUCCACGACACAGGCCCACCAGAGCAGGAGUUUUCAUGGGUCUUGGAUUGAGCGGGAUUGUCCCCACCAUGCACUUCACCAUCGAGGAGGGUUUCGUCAAGGCCACUACCGUUGGACAGAUGGGCUGGUUCUAUUUAAUGGGCGCCAUGUACAUCACCGGCGCUGGAUUGUAUGCUGCACGAAUCCCAGAGCGCUACUUCCCGGGCAAGUGUGAUAUUUGGUUUCACUCGCACCAGAUAUUUCACGUGCUAGUGGUGGCAGCGGCCUUCAUUCAUUUCUAUGGGGUUUCCAACCUGCAGGAGUUUCGCUAUGGUCUGGAAGGAGGCUGCACUGAUGACACUCUCCUCUGAGAACUUGUCAAACUCGCUCGUUUCAAUUAGGAUUAAUAGUACCCCAUUUAUACCCAUUCCUUCGUUUUAUUUACCUUUAAGUUUUUCCUGAUUGAUUUAACUUAACUUUCAUUAUUUCACUUUUUUUUAUUAUUAUUAUUCUGUUACAUGAUUUAGUUUCUUUUGAAGAAAGCAUUUGUGUGGUCAAAGGUAUCCGAUGGCUGGAACAUGAUAACCCUUGUUAUCAUCAAACUUUAAUUUUGAGCACAAUCUGAAAGUUUGAACCGACAUGUUUGUUUUGUAGUGAAAAGCACUUUCAUUGAGCUGUAGAGAUGCGCCCUCAUAAUAUAAUGCAUUUUGUUUCUUAUUGUAAAUGAACAAUUGAGAUCAUUCGAUGCACACCCAAAGUAUUGCCCCAAUAUUAAUAGAGCAAUGUCUUUGAGAUGUUUUGUUCAUAGCGAUUUAACGCACAAAGGGCAUAUAAAGGGUUUGAGGGUAAAAUCUACCUGCUUUGAACACUUGCGCAAUUUUUAACCUUUACUUCUAGGUCAAAUAAUAACGUAA